AUGGCGCAAGUACUUCUGGACCUCUUCUACUCAUUCGGGAACUGUCUUAACUGCUUUCCCGGAAACCCCAACCUCAAGAUCAACAACCGGAGCUUCAAGAUCUUGAGAUUACUUGGAGAGGGCGGCUUCUCUUACGUAUACCUUGUCGAAGAUACCUCAAGCCACGAGCUUUUCGCACUUAAAAAGAUCCGAUGUCCUUUUGGCGCUGAAUCGGUACAGCAAGCCAUGCGUGAGGUUGAUGCCUAUCGGCUCUUUUCUCACGUUCCAACCAUCAUAUCCGCUGUCGACCAUUCCGUCGCAACCGAGCGCGGCGCCGACGAGGCGACAAAGACCGUUUAUGUCCUUCUGCCGUACUAUAAGCGCGGUAAUUUGCAGGACAUGAUCAACGCAAACUUGGUCAACCACGAUCGGUUCCCUGAGCGUCGUCUGAUGUUGCUCUUCCUCGGAGUGUGCAAGGCUCUGCGUGCCAUGCACGACUAUAAGCCUGCCGUGGAGCGCAUGCACAUGGGCCAGGAAGAGGAUGAGCUGAACCACGGCGAGAGAAACAACACACGAGGAAAGCGAACGGAGGAAGAAGAGGAGGGCGAACAAGAAAGGGGUCUGCUGGAUGAGGAGAACCAAGUUAGUGGAGGUAGAUCAAUUCAGCACUACGCCCACAGAGAUAUCAAACCAGGUAAGGCUGCCCACCAGGGCACUAUUCUCAUUGAUGCUCCAUGCUCAUCUCUAUCUUCAGGCAACAUAAUGAUCGAUGACUCCGGCUCGACCCCGAUCCUCAUGGAUUUAGGAUCCGUCGCUCCGUCGCCAAUUCCUGUUACAUCACAAUCCCUGGCCCUCCAGAUUCAAGACACGGCCGCUGAACAUUCAACCAUGCCCUAUCGUGCCCCCGAGCUUUUUGAUGUUCAGACUGGCAUGGUGAUUGAUACAAAAGUUGAUAUUUGGUCCAUGGGCUGCACUCUCUACGCCUGCCUUGUCGGCAAGUCCCCCUUUGAGAUGCGCUCAGACGAAACCGGUGGUACUCUGUCUCUGUGUGUUCUCGGUGGCGAUUGGCGCUUCCCUGAUGAAGGACCUGCUGGCGUCAAGCGUUCUAACAGCAUGCGCCCGCAGCAAGGACAACAGCAACAACAAGCACCCGCGGUUGAGAUCAGCGAGCCGAUUCGCGAUGUCGUCAGGAAGUGUCUGUGUGUUGAACCCGCUGAGCGACCGGAUAUUCACGAGUUAAUCGAAAUGGUUGAAGAGGUUAUCGAGGAGCUUCCUGAUGACUCCCAUUAG
Fusarium subglutinans is the source of this 1269-nucleotide messenger RNA. Its product is annotated as Prk1p and serine threonine kinase. Gene Ontology annotation, biological process: vacuolar protein processing; protein phosphorylation; regulation of vacuole fusion, non-autophagic. Gene Ontology annotation, molecular function: ATP binding; protein serine/threonine kinase activity. The record is from RefSeq and is a predicted model, not a curated record. NCBI's taxonomy places the organism in Eukaryota, Fungi, Ascomycota, Sordariomycetes, Hypocreales, Nectriaceae. Gene Ontology annotation, cellular component: Golgi apparatus; cytoplasm. The coding region runs from base 1 to 1269 and encodes 422 amino acids. The transcript is spliced from 2 exons.